Molecule: messenger RNA, 1470 nt
Organism: Miscanthus lutarioriparius
Lineage: Eukaryota; Viridiplantae; Streptophyta; Magnoliopsida; Poales; Poaceae
Source: the annotation of a GenBank genome assembly
AUGGGCGGAUUGAUUGUCGUCCAGAAGCUUGGUAUUGGUUAUGUGGGAAUAUUGACCACCCUUUCCCAGAGCAAUGGCAAAUACAAGUAUGAUUAUGCCACUAUUCCUUUUUUAGCAGAGCUCUUCAAGGUGAAAGGAUGUGGAGAUGCACCAUGUGAUUCUCUUUUCGCAGCACCAUUGCAGGGUUACAUGCUUGGAAUACUUUCUGCUUGUCUUUCAGCUCUAGCUGGUGUGUACAGAGAGUACUUGAUGAAGAAGAAUAAUGAUAGUUUGUACUGGCAAAAUGUACAAUUAUAUACGUUUGGAGUUAUGUUCAACAUGGGCUGGCUAAUUUAUGGUGAUUUUAAAGCUGGAUUUGAGCUGGGUCCAUGGUGGCAGCGCCUUUUUAAUGGUUAUUCGAUCACAACAUGGAUGGUAGUGUUCAAUUUAGGAUCUACUGGUCUGCUAGUAUCAUGGUUGAUGAAGUAUUCUGACAAUAUAGUCAAGGUGUACUCAACUUCAAUGGCAAUGCUUUUGACGAUGGUUUUAUCUAUAUAUCUUUUCAGUGUGAAAGCUACAAUUCAGCUCUUCUUGGGCAUUAUCAUUUGUAUAAUUUCCCUGCAGAUGUAUUUUAUGCCUGUGCACAUGCUUGUUGAAUUGCCACAAACUUUGCCAGUAACAUCAAACCCAGCUCUAUUUGAGUCAUCUGUUCAGAAAUUUAUGGUUGUAAUCUCAACAACUAUGGAGCUAUGGAAAGAUUCAAACUGGACUAAGUGCUCAUUGGCCAAAUCCUCAGUCAUUCAUGUCUUCCAAGAUCUAUUUGUUGAGCCCCAAUGUUGCAAAGAAGUGAUUGGCAUGGCACCUGUUGCAGUAUCUCAGUACUCUGCCACUCUCCGCCUUUGGAAACAUACACUUUAUGCUGUAUCUUUUAUCUGCAGUAUUGAAUUGGAUUCUUCCCUCUUCCUCAAGACAAAUUUUGGCUUCAAUGUGGCCCAAGACACUCUGGGCUAUAAAGGCGCAUGCGCGCAGCCAUCUGACCUUCGCACAGCAAAAGCUCAUGCUGGAAUCAAGCUUGAAACGCCAUCCGGCCGUUUGAUGCCAAAUAUCCGGAGAAGGCCAUUCGAGCAGCAUCACUCGAAGCCACCAAGCAGCGGCAGCCUCGCGCAGAGUGCUCAGAGCAGCAGCUUCCAGCCAUCCACCCCUUCGCGCAUGGGAUCCUUGGGCCCCACCGUGAGCUUGAGCAUCGUCAUGACCAAGCCCAGCGGUGGGCAGCAGCCGGAGAUGGAGAGGAAGGAGGGCGGCAGGUGCGGCGGCGGCUGCGGCUUCCGGAUGCCGCUGCACUACCCGCGCUACAAGAAGGCGGACUACGAGGCGAUGCCGGAGUGGCACGUCGACUGCCUGCUCCGCGAGUACGGCCUCCCCGCCGACGGCGACCUCGACAGCAAGCGCCGCUUCGCCAUGGGCGCCUUCCUCUGGCCCGACCAGUACUGA